GACAAGCAAAUACAUUUCAGUCUCUCUUACCGGAGUGCUACAACAUAAAGACAUGUAACAUGAAUACUACUACUACUCUACUGAGGACUAAAAGACUAUGACCACAUCACUUCUUUAAACACUGCUGUGGUGUCAAAUCUGAGGUACUAAAGAACUCACUAAACAGAAAUCUGAGAUGUCUCCAGAAAAAGGUAAAGGGAGAGCACAGUUCACAAGCUACCGUGACUGGAUGGCGCAACUACCUGUUGAACUUCACAACACUCCUCUCUUUAAUCUGGCCAUACCAGGAAGUCAUGACUCAAUGAGUUAUGAUUUGGACAUCAACUCAUCUAUAAUAGAGCCUGAUAAACUGAAAAAACUCAGCAAGAUUUAUUGUGCACGUAAAAUAGUGAGGAAGUGGGCCGUCACUCAGGAGGAGACCAUCACAAAGCAACUGGAUGCAGGAGUUCGUUACCUUGACCUGAGGAUUGCUCGCAAGGCAAAUGAUACCGACCCCACAAGGCUUUACUUUUAUCAUGGGCUGUACACACGGACUGAUGUGGAGACUGUUCUCAAGGAGAUAAAUGACUGGGCAGAGAAGCACCCCAAAGAGAUCGUCAUCCUGGCUUUGUCCAACUUCAAAGGAUUUGACAAAAAUAUUAAAGAGCAGCUCCACAACCAUCUUAUCAACUUCAUCAAGACCUUGUUUGGAGCCAAACUCUUCCUAAGAAUGAACAUCCCUACCCUGAAGCGCUGCUGGGACCAAGGCAGAAAUGUCAUAGUUUCAUAUGAUUAUCCUGCAAAUCAGCACCCUGAGAUAUGGGGUAAAAUAAAAUAUUACUAUGGCAAAAGUAUGGACCCUGCAAAAGUUGAAUCAGAGCUCUGCUGGGUUUUGGAGACACCAAGGCCUAAUCCGUCUUUCUUCGUGUGUGGCUUGAACCUGACUCUGCCAGAUGAUGCCAGGAUACUCAAGUACAUCCUUCGCCUCUGUGACAGGUUCACCAACGUUGUGCUGAGGAGUCUCCCAAAGCUGCUGAACUGGGUGAAACAGCAAGCUUGCAAAACACCGAUGAACAUUGUUGCCUCAGAUGUAGUGACUCGUGACAACUUUAUCCCAACAAUUGUCCAGCUCAAUAUUUCCAAAUAAGUGGAAAAGGGUGGAAAGGGACCUGAUUUGUGAUUUAUUCUGCUACUUUAAAAAAAAGUCUGUUUAUUCUCUUGAUCUCUCUUACUCCUCUGGUGUAUUUAUUACAAGAUCUAACACAAGCGAUUGUUUAGUAUUCCAGUUCCUGUUGAUGCGCCAUCAUGUGUCAGUUUGUGAUAUUGCAAUAAAGUGUUCACCUCA
Molecule: messenger RNA, 1324 nt
Organism: Lates calcarifer (barramundi perch)
Lineage: Eukaryota; Metazoa; Chordata; Actinopteri; Centropomidae
Product: PI-PLC X domain-containing protein 1
Exons: 7
Coding region: 176-1126 (316 amino acids)
Biological process (GO): lipid metabolic process
Molecular function (GO): phosphoric diester hydrolase activity
Source: RefSeq, a predicted model, not a curated record